AACAAGUCUUAUAACGCGGUUGUUGUGUUGAAGAGUGUUUCGUAGGCUGGCUAAAGUUUGUGGUACCGGUGGUGUGUUCAGUUAUAAAUAAACAUUAAUUAUCUUAUCUAAAUUACUUUAAAUACAAGUCAGGUUCGAGUUUGGGCCAACAGAAAAGCGUACAACGAAGAAUAAGGCAACAUUCUGGAUCCAACAGAUUCUAACCUAAAUAGUUCUCGCAGAUGCAGUGAAGUUCAAACCAGUGUAUUGUGUACGUACAGCUUGUUUUAGGAAUUGUGAGGAACUAGUGAACAGAACAGUGGUUCUGAACAAAAUUACACAACUUAGUGAUUAAUAACGAAAUUUUUAUAAAAAGAAAAAAACUGGAUGUAACCUUAAAGUGUAAUGUGUGUAAGUGGGUUGCACUGAGUUUCACUUCCUUUGGGGAAUGGAUAUUAUAUAGGUCCCAUGCCUUGAAGUUCCUGGAGAGCCAGUGCCGCUAUGAAGCGGCCGCUUUUCACAUUAUUCGUGGCUCUGGCCGCCACAGCGUUGACGGCAGCCGCUUCAUCGAGCAACGACAUUAUCAAAACUUUUACCGAUCCAAAGGUGCAAGCAUUCAACCAUCUUGUCGUGGAUAAAAAUACAGGGCGUGUAUAUAUCGGUGCCGUGAACCGUCUAUAUCAAUUAUCACCAGAUCUAGACUUAGUUAUCUCUGUAGAAACGGGACCAGAGAUGGAUUCAGAUGACUGUUCGGUUCUGGAAUGUACGUCUGCGUUUAGUAAAAAAUUAACCGAUAACGUAAACAAGGCACUAGUUAUCGACUACACCACAACGCGACUAAUCUCUUGUGGAAGCCUGUUCCAAGGAAUAUGUUCGGUUAGAAAUCUCGACAACAUAUCAGAAGGAGUUCGAGAAGUGCGAGAGGCGGUCGUUGCCAACAAUGCAACUGCUUCCACGGUGGCAUUCAUAGCUCCUGGACCACCGAAUCCUCCAGUUUCGCAAGUGAUGUAUGUGGGUGUAACGUUUACAUUAGGUUCGCCAUAUCGGUCCGAGGUGCCCGCUGUUAGUAGCCGCUCUUUGGAUAAGGAUAAAAUGUUCACAAUUGCUCAAACUGCUGUGACCACAGGAACAAGAAUGUUUGUCAAUUCAUUAGCUAGGGAACGUUAUCCAAUAACCUACGUUUACGGUUUUGCCUCCGAAGGGUUCAGUUAUUUUUUAACAACUCAGAUGCGUCACACCGGUUCCAAUCAGUUUAUAAGCAAGCUAGUGCGUGUAUGUCACGAUGACGAAAACUAUUAUUCCUACACGGAGAUUCCUAUGGAUUGCAUCAGCGAGGCGCAAGGUGGCCGCAAAUACAACCUAGUGCAAGCCGCCUACGUGGGGAAGGCCGGGUCGGAUUUGGCCGCGGACUUGGGUAUCACCGCUCAGGAUGAUGUGUUAUUCGGAGUGUUUAGUGAAGGUGACCCCCAGAUCGCGAACAAACCCUCCGAUUUAUCCGCAUUGUGCGUUUACCCGCUGAAAGCCAUCAGGCGAAAGUUUAUGCAGAAUAUCAAGCAUUGUUUCAGUGGCAAGGGUCAGCGUGGCUUGGACUUCAUUUCGCCGAGCCUUCAAUGUGUGCCUACGAAAUUACAAACCAUCGGAGAGGACUUCUGUGGGUUAGAUGUGAACACGCCUUUGGGAGGAGAACAACCCAUCGCUUCUGUUCCUGUGCUCAUCUUCACCACGAGACUGACUGCAGUCGCUGCCACCUCCACAGGUGAUUUCACCGUAGUCUUCAUAGGGACCGCCACGGGACAUCUCAAAAAGGUGGUGGUGGAAUCUCGCUCCUCGGCUUUAGAAUAUGGCGAUUUGACUGUAGAAGAAGGUUCCCCAGUAAAUCCAGAUCUACAUUUCGAUUCACAACUAAUGCACCUGUACGUCAUGACAGAGAAAAAGGUGUCGAAAGUAAAAGUGCAAGAAUGCAGCGUGUACAGAAGUUGCUUGGAAUGCCUCGGUGCAAAAGAUCCAUACUGUGGGUGGUGCUCUCUAGAAAACAAGUGCAGUCUUCGUUCGGACUGUCAAGAUGCUGCCAAAGAUCCUUUAUAUUGGAUUAGUUAUAAAAGCGGAAGGUGCACAACAAUAACUUCGGUUAUUCCAAAUCAGCUCCAAAGAACGACCGCUCGAACGUUGGACCUCAUAAUUGACAAUCUGCCGAGUUUAACCGGACAUUUUUUAUGUGCAUUCACUGUUCUUGAUAAACCAUUAAUAACUAACGCAACUAGAAAAGGAUCUGGCGUUAAUUGUACCACACCAAGAACGGAUUUGCUGCCAUCCAUUCCACCAGGCCAGCACCACUUUACUGCUAAAUUGUCAGUUCGAAUGACGUCCGGACCGGAUUUUGUAGCAACGAAUUUUACGUUUUUCGAUUGCAACACCUACAGCUCGUGUACGCAAUGCGUUUCGUCGUCUUUUCCAUGCGAUUGGUGCGUUGAUGGUCAUAGGUGUACGCACGAUACGGCAGAAAAUUGUCGAAACGACAUUCUAGUUACGGGCGUUAGCAGAGCCGGUCCAAGUUAUCGGUCAGGUCCUGCAUUUUGUCCUACGAUUAAUGCAACUGUUGGAAAUUCACCGGAAAUACUAGUCGCAUCAGGAAUUAAGAAAGCAAUCAAAGUUAAAGUGCAUAUUAUAGGUCAAUUUAUAGUUCAAACGCGGUUUGUUUGCCAAUUUAAUAUCGAAGGAAGAGUAACUAGCGUAAAUGCACAACUGCUCGGUGACACGAUCUACUGCGAUCAAAUGGAAUUCUCGUACACGUCCAGAGCACCAAACAUAACGGCCACUUUUGCCGUUAUUUGGGGAGGUUCGAAACCCCUAGAUAAUCCAGACAACAUUCACAUUGUAAUUUACCGAUGCCGCGAUAUGGCCGAUAAUUGUGGGAUGUGUCUAGCACUAGCAAAAAAGUACGAUUGUGGCUGGUGUCAAAGUUCUGAUCGUUGCGAAGUCAAAGAUCAAUGCGAACGCGGCUCGGCGGUGUGGCUUAACAGAAGUCAAACAUGUCCAAAUCCUGAGGUUACAUCUUUCAGUCCGGAAUUGGGGCCUUGGGAAGGCGGGACCAACAUCACCAUACGAGGUAUCAAUUUAGGAAAAACCUUCCAGGAUAUUUACACCGGUGUCAUGAUUGCCGGCAUCAACUGUCAACCGUACGAACACCUGUAUAUAAAAACAAAACAAAUCGUUUGCAAGGUCGACGGUCCUGGUACAAACGAAGCGCGGCACGGACCCGUCUUGGUUCGCGUUGAGGACUACAGAGGCGAAUCAAAAACGCAUUUUAAUUUCGUCGAUCCGGUAAUUACCGGAAUAUCGCCAAAAUAUGGCCCUAAAUCAGGCGGCACGAUGCUACAAAUUACCGGAAAAUAUAUGAACGCCGGUAGUAACAUACAGGCUUUCAUCGGGGAUUUACCUUGUCGAAUACUUUCAACCGAUCAAAAUCAAGCUCUAUGCAUCACGAGUGCGUCGGAUAAAAUCGGAACCAAAAAACUGCGAAUGAAAUUUGACAAGGGAGACAGGUACUUCGAAAAAGAACUAUUCGAAUAUGUAGAAGAUCCUAUAAUCGAAUCGGCCGAAUCUGGUGUUGCUAGUCAGAUUAAAGUUCCUAAAGGUAUUCCGGCCGGAGGCAUACGAAUAUCCGUAACAGGCAAGAAUUUGGCAUACAUACAAAAGCCUCAAAUGUAUGUUUAUUACGAACAAAAAAUGUUCAUAAGCGAAUGCAGCGUACAAAGUAACACCAGCAUGACGUGUAGCAGCCCAGUAAUCGAAGCCGAUGAUUCGAAAUUAGACGCCGAUAAUCCUUUAAAGUUGGAAUACGGUUUCCGUAUGGACAACGUAUCGGGAGUGCAAAAUCUGACACUCAAUAAUAAUUUUUCUCCCUUUCUUCUAUUCCCGAAUCCAGUUUUCAUACCGUUCGAUAAAGAAGUGAAGUACUACAAAUCCGAGUAUCUCAACAUCAACGGUCAAAACAUAGAUCGCGCUUGCCAAGAAUCAGAUGUUAAAGUGAGGAUAGGAAAUAGCUUUUGUAAUGUCACUUCAUUAUCAAGACAACAGUUAACAUGCCGGCCGCCAGAAACGCAACCCCCAGCCGUGAACAGUGAAGGACAGGUAAACGGAGAAGCAUUACCCGAAGUUACAGUUAUCGUGGGCGGAUCCCUCAAGUUUAACAUCGGACAUUUGUCAUAUUCGCCUGCUCAAGGCCUAAACGGUCCUAUUUCCAAACCCACGAUGAUCGCAGCAAUAGGAAUCGUGGUCGUCAUCAUUUUAAUAUUCAGCGGGUUUUUGAUCGCCUAUAGACGCAAAUCGACCGAAAGUAACCGCGUACUUAAAAAUAUGCAAGAACAAAUGGAUAUACUCGAACUGAGAGUCGCCGCCGAAUGUAAAGAGGCAUUCGCGGAGUUGCAAACUGAAAUGACGGAUCUAACCGGGGAUCUAACCUCUGGUGGUAUUCCGUUCUUGGAUUAUAGAACUUAUGCUAUGAAAAUUUUAUUCCCGAAUGUCGACGAUCACGCCGUCUUGCAAUGGGAAAGACCGGAACUUAUUAGAAAAGAGAAGGGGUUGAGGUGUUUCGGACAACUGAUCAUGAAUAAAACGUUCCUGUUGCUGUUCAUUAGAACUUUAGAAAGCAACAGAUAUUUUUCUAUGAGGGAUAAAGUUAAUGUCGCUUCGUUAAUCAUGGUUACUCUUCAGAGUAAGAUGGAGUAUUGUACCGACAUAUUAAAAACGCUUCUAGCCGAACUUAUUGAAAAGUGUAUGGAAGGGAAAAGUCAUCCGAAAUUACUUCUAAGACGUACGGAAAGUGUUGCUGAGAAAAUGCUUAGUGCUUGGUUUACAUUCUUAUUGUACAAAUUUCUGCGCGAAUGUGCCGGGGAACCACUUUUUAUGUUGUUCAGAGCAGUAAAACAACAAGUUGACAAAGGGCCCGUUGACGCCAUUACGUCAGAAGCUCGGUACUCUCUCAGCGAAGAAAAACUUAUCAGACAAUCAAUAGAUUUUAAGCCUAUGACAGUAUAUGUUUCUAUUUCGCAACAAGCUGUUUUUGUCGGUGGACUCGACCUAAACACAGAAAAUGUCCCUGUGAAAGUGUUGGACUGUGAUACGAUAAGUCAAGUGAAAGAGAAAUCUUUAGAUACGAUUUAUAGGGCGACCCCAUACUCGCAAAGGCCAAGAAAAGAUGAUUUAGAUUUAGAAUGGCGUACGGGAACGUCCGGUCGUUUAAUUUUGUAUGACGAAGAUAGUACUAAUAAGAUAGAGGGUGAUUGGAAACGUAGAAAUACCCUCAACCAUUAUAGAGUCCCAGAUGGAGGAUGUCUAAAUUUAGUGUCAAAGCAAAGUUCCAUUUAUAAUUUAAGCAUUUUCUCUGAAAAGAAUGAAAAGUCGCAUAAGUAUGAGACUUUAAAUCUUAGUAAGUUCAGUUCGGCUAGUCCGCCAUUAAGUCGCGCAACGAGUCCGCUAAACCAUGAUCAAGAUCAAGGGUUAAAAGUUUGGCACCUCGUUAAACAUCACGACAACGAUAAUCAGAAAGAAGGGGAAAGGGGGAACAAAAUGGUUUCAGAAAUCUAUCUGACGCGACUUUUAGCUACGAAAGGUACUCUACAAAAGUUCGUGGACGAUUUGUUCGAAACCAUAUUCAGCACUGCCCAUCGAGGAUCUGCGUUACCACUUGCCAUCAAAUACAUGUUUGACUUCUUAGAUGAUCAAGCAUUACAACAUGGCAUCUCUGAUCCUGAAGUCGUACACACUUGGAAAAGUAAUUCCUUACCGCUUAGGUUUUGGGUCAAUAUUAUAAAAAAUCCUAAUUUCGUGUUCGACAUACACAAGUCAAAUAUUGUGGAUUCGUGUUUAUCUGUAGUUGCUCAAACAUUCAUGGACUCCUGCUCCACAUCCGAUCAUAGGUUAGGUAAAGAUUCCCCAAGUUCCAAAUUACUUUAUGCCAAGGACAUUCCAUGUUACAAGGAGUGGGUAGAGAGGUACUAUUCUGAUAUAAAGAUGAUGUCUGCGAUUUCAGACCAAGAUAUGAACGCGAUGUUAGCAGAAGAAUCGAGGCUUCAUACGACCGAAUUCAACACGAAUUGUGCGUUACAUGAGCUUUAUACGUACGCGAUGAAAUACAACGAGCAGUUGACUGUGACUCUCGAGGAAGACGAGUUUUCUCAGAAGCAGCGGCUACAUUACAAAUUAGAACAAGUUCAUAAUAUAAUGUCAGAGCAGGGGCAACCGUGAUACUGGCCUGAUCUGAUGCGUCCGUCGGCGCCUCCCAUCUCUCCUGUGGUCCCCCUGCAGCCAUCAGCACCUCAGGAAUUGGCUUGCUGAUAAAGCAUUUGCACGCCGUUUAUACAUAUCCAUCAAACUUUCUCUGUGUGUUGUUGGAUUGCUGUCAUGCAGUUAAUAGUCGUUCAGUGUCGGGGUCGGUGCGCACUCAGUGACUUCAAGUGCCUCUGGUAGGAUUGAGUGAUGUACUGUCUCCAUAAAUAAGUGUAUAUUUUUAUGAUAACGUUAUUCUGUUUAUGCUUUGCUGUGCUGAAACUCAGCCGUAGUCCAUAUAUCGAUAUUUGCGUGAAUAUCAAGUCUAAUGCUUUUUUGAUAACUGUAUGAUGAAUGUACCUUAUUAUCUUUGUACAGUUUAAUAUUUUUAUAUUUAGUUGAAUGCAAUCAAGACGAUUGUCUUCCGCAUUGAAGGAAGCAGCAGGGUGUAGUGUUUAUUUGCGACUUUUCAAUCAUCGAUGUCUCAACCUAUACAUACUGUGCACGGGUUGUGUCAGUGUGAUUUGUGUACGUGUAAUAAGGCUGUGUACGUUUACGUUAAAUCAGACAGCUGCGCCCACUUGCCCAAGCCUAUGGGACAGUGACAGUGUUGCUGUGACAAUUCGUUCACCUUCGUUCCUUCGUUCUCACAUCAUUUGUUAUUGUAAAGUACAUUCAAAUGGAAAUGUUUCAGGCUGUAAAAUUAUCAUUUAGAUCAUCCGUCUAUAAUUAAGUUUGAGGAUCCAAAUCUCAGAUGUUUAUAAUUUUUUCCAAUCUCGUUUUAUUCAUUAUCUCAUACGAAUUGUAACCGUCCUUUGAAUAUUAUUGGAAAAAAAAAGUGAAUCCUCAAAUUACAUUAUGGACAACUGCGCAUAUCACGUCCAGUGGAGCAGUGCGAUUUUUAUUAUUUUAUCUAUUUUAUAUUAUUUUUACCUUUUUAAAUUUUAACAUAAGUUUUAUAAUUGCAUUUUUUACCAAAACAAUGCUUCUGGACAAUUUGCGUAGAAGAAUUUGUAUAUAAUAAGUGUGUGUGCACGAUGUAUUCAUAGUACUGUGUGUAUACUCGAUUGCAUUUGCAAUAAUAUGAAUGGUUAUGUAAUACUAUAUGUCAUUAUAAAAGACUGAAUGGAGUUAUUUCAAAUACUUAAAUAGUAAAACAUC
Zophobas morio is the source of this 7407-nucleotide messenger RNA. RefSeq names its product plexin-A2. The record is from RefSeq and is a predicted model, not a curated record. Gene Ontology annotation, biological process: positive regulation of axonogenesis; negative regulation of cell adhesion; regulation of cell migration. NCBI's taxonomy places the organism in Eukaryota, Metazoa, Arthropoda, Insecta, Coleoptera, Tenebrionidae. Gene Ontology annotation, molecular function: semaphorin receptor activity; protein binding. The coding region runs from base 481 to 6225 and encodes 1914 amino acids. Gene Ontology annotation, cellular component: plasma membrane; semaphorin receptor complex. The transcript has 18 exons.